GAUCAUCCACACUACAUCAUCGUAAAAGUUGUCGGCAAGCUUGCAGCUCCCCAAACCGUGGACUGGAUUUAACACAAAGAUUUGGAACACGAUCACAAUGGGUCUCGAAACUCCUUCAUAUGUCCUGGCGGCUUUGACGGCCUCAGGAGGCAUAUUUGGAUAUGCGCGAACUCGAUCGCUGCCCUCGAUCAUUGCGGGAUGUUCCGUUGGACUGCUCUAUGCGCUGGGCGGGUAUCGCAUGCAGAACAGCGAGCCUUAUGGCGUCGAGUUGAGCCUGCUGGCCUCCGUUAUGCUGGGAGGGUCAUCCAUUCCACGGGCCAUUAGACUCCGGAAGACGGUACCCAUGAUCUUGUCCGUCUUGGCGACCUUUGGAAUGGUGCUUUUCGGGAACGGCGUGUAUCAACGUAGCCUCUGAAGUCAUCAGUCUGUCGACCGGGUUCCGUAUAAACCAGGGCCGCACGCCAGAUCAUGAAGUAGAGAUUUCCGUCGAUACCAAUUCACGCUCUUUCCAAGAGAUCAUACCAUGUGCUAUCAUCCUUGAGGCUUUGGAACCGUUCAUGAAGCUCUCGCAACCUAGGAUCAGGAACACUCCUGUCCUAAGGGAGCCGCUUGCCCGUAGUAGGGUUGCCAGCACUGCACCCCCUCUUGCAAUGUGUCAAAGAAUGUUCCGGUUUCGCAUAUCGUGGGUUUGAAGUCGUAGGUAGUGAUUCGUGGGCUUGGGGCGGCGUCACAUUAAGAGUU
Messenger RNA from Cryphonectria parasitica EP155, 741 nucleotides. RefSeq lists its product as uncharacterized. The transcript has 4 exons. The record is from RefSeq and is a predicted model, not a curated record. NCBI's taxonomy places the organism in Eukaryota, Fungi, Ascomycota, Sordariomycetes, Diaporthales, Cryphonectriaceae. Bases 98 to 415 code for a protein of 105 amino acids. Gene Ontology annotation, cellular component: membrane.